Ichthyophthirius multifiliis is the source of this 1503-nucleotide messenger RNA. RefSeq names its product protein kinase domain protein. Gene Ontology annotation, molecular function: protein serine/threonine kinase activity; ATP binding. Gene Ontology annotation, biological process: protein phosphorylation; mitotic DNA damage checkpoint signaling. NCBI's taxonomy places the organism in Eukaryota, Ciliophora, Oligohymenophorea, Hymenostomatida. Gene Ontology annotation, cellular component: nucleus; cytoplasm. The transcript has 4 exons. The record is from RefSeq and is a predicted model, not a curated record.
AUGAAAAAUCAAACCUCAAAUGAUAACUCUCUAAAAUCUAUUGAAGAUUCAUUUUUUUAUGACGAAUUUAAAAAUCCUUCAUCUUUUUGGUAAAAGUAUGAUUUCGAAGGUUAGUAAUCAGAUUAGCACAUAAUUUUAAUGGGGAAGUUAUAUUUAAAAUCAUAAAAAACCAAAAAAUGGACUGCUUAUCAUUUUGAAUUAUAUUCUGACAAAUUAAUCAAAAUAGAAAUAUAAAAUUUAAUAUAAAAAGAAUAUUUACAAAUAAAUUCAUGUUUUCUAAAGAAAAUUAAAUAUUCAGAAAACUCUUAUACAAAUUACAAAUAUGGAAUGAGAAUUUCUUUCGCAGAGCAUAAAACUGAAUUAUUUGUCGAUAAUUUAGACUAUUUUAAUAAUUGGUAUGAUAAAAUGAAAAGAUAUUGUAUUUUAUAAAAGUUUAGUAAAAAAUAUAAAGUUUUAACUAAAACUAAAUGUUAUUCUCAUAUGCCCGAUUCUAAUUUUUAUUAUAAAUGUUAUAGAUAUAGUGAUUCUAAUUAAUACUGUGUAAGAAUUAUAGAUAAAUAUAUUGUUAGUGACUAAAAUAAAUAAAUGCUUUUAAAUGAAAUUUCUAUUUUGAGAGUAUUAAACCAUAAUUCUUUAUGUAAAUUAUAUGAAAUUUAUGAAGAAGGAAAUAAUAUGUUUAUUAUAAUGGAUAUUUUAUUAGGAAAAAGUCUUAAAAGCAAACUUGGAGAUAGUAUUUUUGCUGAUGAAAAAUCUGUUUCUGAAAUAAUAUAUUCUAUAUUAUCUGGUCUAAACUAUAUGCAUUAAAAAGGAAUAUUUCACCGAGAUUUAAAAUUAGAUAAUUUAUAUUUCAAGAAUGCCCAGAAUUUAAAAGAGAUAUGUAUAAGUAAUUUUUUUACUGCUGAAUAUUACAAUGACAAAUAAAAACAGCCUUUUAAAAAAUGUGGAACAGCUGGUUUUAUUGCACCUGAGAUAUUUAAAACAAAAUCAUAUGAUUCUAAAGUUGAUAUAUUUUCAUUAGGAGUUGUAUUUUAUAUAUUAAUAUUUGGAAAAAUGCCAUUUAACGCUGCUAACCCAGAUUAACUUCUUUUGUUAAAUGAAAUCUGUGAAAUCGAUUUUGAUACUAAGGAUGCUGCUAUUAAAUGCUCGUGUUCCUGUAUUGAAAUUCUUAAGAGUAUGCUUGAAAAAGACCCUUUGAAAAGGCCUGAUAGUACUUAGCUAAUUAAGCAUACAUGGUUUAUUAAUAUGAAAAGCAGAGGAGAAGAUGGAAGAAUGAAAAAUAAUUACUUUGGCAUGCCUACUUUAUCUACUAUUUAAGAAAAAUCAAGUGAUUUAGGUAGUAGACAAGAAGUAUUUUCUCCUAGAAGAACAGAAAGUGGAAGCAAAAUUUACGAAGAAUAUAACUCUAGUAUCCCUACUUUAAAUUAAAUGAUGCUUUCUUUAAAUAGCAAUACUUUUUGGAAAAUUCCUUCGAAGUAUAGACACGAUUUAAUUAAUGGAUAAUGA